GACUAAACAUGAUACCUCCUACUAUUUGUGACGUAAUCACAACAAUCCAGUAGUUCCGUGACACUUGGCAUUUCUCUGAGAAUAACCAAGGAAAAGGCAAAAAUAUUAACAUCAGGAGCCAUGAAGUGCUGACAAUGGUCCAGCCCAAUGUAGCUAUGACAUUUUUCAGUUUUUGUUCGUUUCUUGGAUGGUUUUUGUACAUUUUGGUCGUGUUUACUUCGCAAGGACAGAGUUAUGUUUCGUCGUGGUUUUCGAACUCGUUAUUUGUGCGAAAGCGAAUGUCAAUAUGGCACGACCAUAAAUAUUACCAUUUUCCUGAAUCAGAAAGAUUGCGACGAAUUGAGGACGUUAAACGAAUGUUUCAAUUUGGCUACGAUAAUUAUAUGAAAUAUGCAUUUCCUUUAGAUGAAUUAGAUCCUAUACAUUGUACCGGUCGGGGCCCAGAUCGAGAAAAUCCGGGUAAUCUAAAUAUUAAUGAUGUUCUUGGAGACUAUUCAUUGACAUUAAUAGACAGCUUAGAUACUCUUGCAAUAAUUGGGAAUGCUAGUGAAUUCCAGAAAGCUGUGCAGCUUGUUUCAGAUACAGUUUCAUUUGAAAAAAAUUCCACCGUCCAAGUAUUUGAAUCAACAAUAAGAAUAAUUGGAGGAUUAUUAUCAGCCCACCUGCUUAUAUUAGAUCCUAACAAACCAUUAGGGGAUCUAGCGCCUCCAGACUAUGAUGACAACCUACUUCAUCUCGCACAUGAUCUUGCCACAAGACUUCUUCCAGCUUUUGAAAACUCUACAACAGGGCUUCCCCAUCCAAGAGUGAAUUUAUGCACAGGUGUCCCUGAAGGAGGGGUCCAGGAGACAUGCACUGCUGGAGCUGGGUCCUUGCUCCUGGAGUUUGGGCUCCUUAGUACCCUGGUUGAGGAUCCUGUCUUUGAAAGCCUUGCCAGGAAGGCAAUGACUUCAUUGCUUGAGAGAAAGUCAAACAAUACUGGCUUGCUUGGUAAUGUGAUGAAUAUUCAGACAGGCCAAUGGGUUGGAGUUCAAAGUGGUCUAGGAGCAGGGCAAGACUCCUUCUAUGAGUACUUAUUGAAGAGUUUCAUCAUGUUUGGGGAUCAACAGUACCUUCAUGCAUUCAAUGAACUAUACAGCAAUGUCAAGAAGUACAUGAGAAAAGGACGUAAACUCUGCAGAUCUGGUGUUGGCGAUAGUCCCUUAUAUGUGAAUGUGAACAUGAACACAGGAAACCUUAUGAACAAUUGGGUUGAUUCAUUACAGGCAGCGUUUCCUGGAAUCCAGGUACUGGCUGGUGAUUUGGAUGAAGCUAUAUGUACCCAUGCUUACUACUAUGCCAUCUGGCGCAAGUUUAGUGCCCUCCCGGAGAGGUUUGAUUGGUCCCGUAAGAAUGCUAAUGUACUCUUUUACCCUCUGCGCCCAGAGCUUGUAGAAUCUACAUAUCUUCUAUAUCAGGCAACUGGCCAUCCGUUCUACCUCUUUGUUGGGAGCGAUAUAAUGGAUAGUAUUGAGACAUACACAAAGGCCAAAUGUGGGUAUGCAACUCUUCAUAAUGUUAUCACCAAGACAAAAGAAGAUCGAAUGGAGAGUUUUUUCCUUAGUGAAACAUGCAAGUACCUUUACUUGUUGUUUGAUAGAGAUAACUACAUCAACCGAGCAGCUUCUAGGUAUAUAUUCAACACUGAAGGUCAUGUGCUUCCUAUCAAGAGCCAGUAUAGAUCUAAGGAUUGGUGGCAAUAUAACACUGAUAGCUGUUUAUUCAACAAGUCAUGUGAUAAAGGAAAGGAUCAAAAUAAUACAGAGUGCAUCGGUGUAUCAAAGCAUUCACUGCCCCUCGACAUCUCGUAUCUGGAUCAGAUUGAUCACAUGGUUGGAAUAUAACGAUACGCAAGAUCUAUUCUUUGUCUGCCUGCAAUCUCCAUGCCAGUAAGAUUGCCACUUCAAGAACAUCAUUAGUAAUGUGUUACAUCACUGAGUGGCUAACUCUUAAUCCAUGCACAAAGUCAAUAGAGAAGCAGGUGUGUCCUCUGAUGUCCUCAGAUAACGAAAUAGCAGCCUAAGAUGAUUAUUUUUUUACAGUAUUGUUUACUUUUACAUAAUUUAUUACUUGUUGACGAUGCCUUUCUUUUUGUCAAUUGUUUAUUUUAAGGAUUUUGAUAAUUAAAUAUUGAUUUAUAAUAAUUGAGUUUUAGUUCUAUGGAAAAGGGAGAGAGAGAGAGAGAGAGAGAGAGAGGGGGGAUAGACUUAAGCAAAAUAAUCUAUAAGACCAUGAUGCGACAAGCUACAUGUAUGCAACAAAACUCAGCAACAUUUUUGUGUACAAAUCCACAGUACAGAGCCAAGCAAAAUUAGUUCUUCACUUUGUAAUAAAAUAAUACAGACCAAUCUCACUCUUUUUUUAAUGACUUGAUAAAGAAAUGGAUGCCAAAAUUUUCACAACUUUGGAUAAUUUGUUGAAGCAUUAUGUGAAGCCAUUUGUCUUAUCAAUCUUUAUGGAAAUGUUGCUGAGCUUUGUUUUGCCAUACAUGUAUCCGAACAAGGCUUUGUAAUAAGGCACUUUGUCAAAAGCCAGAGUCGGGUCUUUUGAGCAGCAAUCCAGCAAGCAGCUAUUCAUUCCUCAUGUUUUCAUCAUAGACAAGAUAAUGGGGAAAAUGGGAAUGCUGCUGUGAAUUCCUACUGAGAGAUGCAGUUCAGACUUUUGAAAACUUGCCUUUGAAUCAAGAAUACUUCACACUCAGUGCAACAGGGUACUCUACUUAAUAAUUUGUUGCUUGAUUACAGGUUUUCUCUGUAUUCAUUUUAAAUGUGAUUACAUGUGAGUUGUUAUUUUAUCCUUGAUAUUGUAACAUUAUGUAUAAAUAAGUGAUGCUAUGAAGUAUAUUGGUGAGAGGUAGAAAGUUUAUAUAUAAAUCAUGUGCCUUACAAUUUUAUUGAGUAAAUAUUGCAUUUAAUUUAUAGCUGAUGAUUCAGAAACUGUUGUGCAAGGUCAUGUGUAUUCUAAAAGUAUAAUUGGUAGUAAACCCAGAUAUUGGACAGAUCCCUCUAGUGGAUGUUUCACUUUUAGUUGUAACUUAAAUUAAUGACUAGAUGCCAACAUGCAUCCCCUGGUCAUAAUCAUGGGGAAAAGUGUAACAUUUGAUACAGUGGCAUAAUGAACACAACAUUUUGAGGGGGCCAGAUAUGGCUGAUAGAGCAAAAGUUUUAUAAAUAUGUGAAUCAGGCAAAAAUUUUGACCUUUUUAAUAAAAAAUAUAUCUAAUUUUGGAUAGAUUUUGAUAUUGUAUUCAUAAAAUACUGUUUCCCUUUUUCUUUCUAGGUCAUGAUUUUUUUUUUUUGGGGGGGGCUUGCUUUUUUGGAUAUCAGUGAUACCAUACAAGAUUCUACCAAAACCUGCAAAAUGGUAGAGUUGAAUGUUUUUUACGUUAUGAAAAUUUGUUCUUCAGCUGGUUUACUUUUAGACAUUGAUGGUGCUAAUUCUUAUAAUUUCGGACAUGUUUAAAUUAUUAGGAACUUAAUUUGUGAUAAACAUGUACUUUUCAUGACAAAAUGGAUAAUUGGAUUGUCUGUUAAGUGAUUCAUUGAAAUUAUGUGAAACAUACAAGGCGAAUAUGCGUCCCCUAUUGACAGAACAAGUUUAACCAAGGAUUACAAAAUCAUCAAAUUGACAAUUUUGGUACAGUAUCCUAUACUUUACUGUAUUAAAUUUCAGAGAUACUAAUAACUAUAGUAGAUUUAAAGAUAGUGAAACAUCCUAAUAUGCAAAGCUUAAAUCACUUCCAUUGAUAUUGGUAUUAUUCCAGGAUAGUAUUGUAUUAAUGUGGGUAUUUGAUUUCACAAAUACUGAGCUUGUUGAUGUGAUAGGAAAGAUAAGUUGAGGCUGGAAUUUUCUGAUGUACUCUAAUCUCUUGUCUGAUUAGAGCAUUCACGUGCCACUGCAAACCAUUGUGCAUGAUUUGAAUUUUUUUUU
Molecule: messenger RNA, 3968 nt
Organism: Lytechinus pictus (painted urchin)
Lineage: Eukaryota; Metazoa; Echinodermata; Echinoidea; Temnopleuroida; Toxopneustidae
Product: ER degradation-enhancing alpha-mannosidase-like protein 1
Exons: 13
Coding region: 135-1883 (582 amino acids)
Biological process (GO): endoplasmic reticulum mannose trimming; carbohydrate metabolic process; mannose trimming involved in glycoprotein ERAD pathway
Cellular component (GO): membrane; endoplasmic reticulum
Molecular function (GO): calcium ion binding; mannosyl-oligosaccharide 1,2-alpha-mannosidase activity
Source: RefSeq, a predicted model, not a curated record